AAAAUAGUGAAAAAAUUAAUGCAAACAAAGAUCAAGUGAAAAGUUGUGAAAAGUAUUAAAUUAAAAACAAAACUAAUUGGAAGGAAUAAUAGCACUUAAAAAUUACGAUAAGAAUCCGCUCUCUUUUCAACUCGUACUUUUUUGUUUGCGACAGCAGCAAUUUUCCUUCCUUUUUAUGUGACAAUCCUCAUCUCUGAUAUCUCUAUUAGAACAAAAAAGCAUCGUCCGUUUUGUUUUAUAACCAUCCAUAGCAUCAUUACACGUGAAAGAAAGAAAAUAUAAAAGAGGAACAGACAGAACAUAAAAUACCAUCAACAGAAGUGUGAGCUUAUAGAUAGAAAGCUAUAAUCAUUAUUUUUGUACGACUGAUGAUGCUGUCCAUUCCGUAAAUUAUGAUGAAAAUGAAGCUUGAAGCGCAUGAAAAUUAAAUCAUGUCAUCAUGAACACGUCAACCAAUGUGAUGAUUUUAAGGUAACAAUAAUCUUAUGUGAAUAGAGAUAUAUUAAGGAAAGAAAAAGUAGAUAUUCAUCAAAAGAUAUCCUUUUUGACUCCGUCAAGUUUAUUUAAUCGACCCAACACGCAACGCCUUUCUACUUUUCUCUCAUAUCUAUAUAGCUGCCUUGUUUCAUCUUAUUCCUUUACAUCUACAAAACUUUCUUACUUCUGUUAAAUUUCCCAUUGAAUCCUGAAUCAACAAGACCCAAAAAGGAGAGGAAAAAGAAAAACUAAGUUCGAUUCCAUUUUGACCUUUGGACAAAAGCAGCAGUUUGUUUCACAUAGGCAUUAAGGAGGGGUGGAAAGAGAAAUUAAUUUUUGUGUCCAUAGCUCAACAGAAAGUUCAAGUGAGGAGAAUACAACUUUAUUUGUGCUACACUAUUCCAAUUAUUGGCAUUUAACGUUUAUCAUUAGCAUUUAAUUGAAUUGUACUUCAUUACAUUGAAAAAGGGACAGAAGGAAAAGGAAGGGCUGUUGUAUAUUCGAUUAGGACAAGGAACAAUCAAUUGAUACAAAUUUUUAUCUGUAAAUCGAAAAUAAAUGCUUUAUCCGAAGGACGAUAAUAUCAAAUUAAUUAGUAAUAAAGCCAUGAGACUGCCAAGAAACCGUCGUACUAUAAUAAUUGGAGGACUUGUCUUCUUCACACUACUUAUGUUACUAUUUAAGACAAAUGUUCUCCGACCGGCAUGUCUAUUUCGUGAAGAUCCUGGUGCGAUGAUUCGUGAAGAGAAGUUUGUGACUGGCUCAGAUAACAAAAGAUAUGUUUAUAAUCGAGAAAUGCCUCUUAUAUUUAUUGGCGGUGUUCCACGAUCAGGUACAACGCUGAUGCGUGCUAUGCUUGAUGCACAUCCUGAAGUACGAUGUGGACAAGAGACUCGUGUAAUUCCAAGGAUUUUACAGCUUCGUUCACAUUGGAUGAAAUCUGAAAAAGAAUCUAUGAGACUUGAGGAGGCUGGAAUUAAUAAAGAGGUGCUUAACAGUGCAAUCGCACAAUUUUGUUUAGAAAUUAUUGCAAAACACGGCGAUCCUGCGCCACGAUUAUGUAAUAAAGAUCCACUUACGCUCAAAAUGGGCACAUAUGUUAUUGAAUUGUUUCCUAAAGCAAAAUUCAUUUUUAUGGUUCGUGACGGUCGUGGUACUGUUCAUUCAAUAAUCAGUAGGAAAGUGACUAUAACAGGUUUCGAUUUAACAAAUUAUCGUCAAUGUAUGCAAAAAUGGAAUCAAGCUAUCACGACAAUGCACGAUCAAUGUAAAGAGAUAGGAAAAGAUAGUUGCUUAAUGGUGCACUAUGAAAAGCUUGUUCUUCAACCCAAGAAAUCAAUGGAGGAAAUAUUAAACUUUUUAGGAAUUCCUUGGAACGAAUCCGUACUUCACCAUGAAGAUUUUAUCAAUAAAGAAAAUGGUGUAGCUUUAUCCAAAGUCGAGAGAUCAUCAGAUCAAGUAAUUAAGCCAAUAAACUUAGAGGCCCUAACAAAAUGGGUUGGCCAUAUACCCGAAGAUGUCGUUCAAGAUAUGGCAAAUUUAGCACCAAUGCUUUCAACUUUAGGCUAUGAUCCAUAUGCAAACCCCCCAAAUUACGGUAGUGCUGAUGAAAUUGUUAAAGAAAACACAAAUAAGGUGAAAAAUAAUCAAAAGUUAUGGGAUCACAAAGUACAACAGUUGCUGAAGCGUGACGAAGAAAAUGCCGAUGAAAACGAUGAUAAUAAUCAGGAUGACAAUGCAAAUGACGUCAACGACAAGACGUGAUGAAGUGAAUGAGUAAACAAAUUCUUCUCCUUUUUGAUAUCCCCUCGCCCUCCAAAAAUAACUUACAAUCAAUGACAACAAUAUGAACGGAUAGAACAACAAAAUUAUAUUUUUUUUAUUAAUUUUUUCUUUUUUUUGAUGCCAUCCUUAAAAUGUCAUGCACUAAAAACAUUAAAAAUGUUGAACAAUAUGUGAAGAUAUGAUGACGAAAAAGAAAAAAUAAUGACAAGAACAUCAGUAACGAUCGAUGUUAAAGAGAUGAGAGGUUUUUAACGUUUUUAUUGUGUGGUGAGCUUAAAAACAAUAUAAUUUAAUAAAGAAAUAUGAGGAAAAAGAAAUAAUAUAUAGCUAUAAAGAGAGGAAAACGUUUCUAUUCUAUUUUAUAUAAAUAAUACAGAAGUAUAA
Chironomus riparius is the source of this 2646-nucleotide messenger RNA. Lineage: Eukaryota; Metazoa; Arthropoda; Insecta; Diptera; Chironomidae. The record is from the annotation of a GenBank genome assembly.